UUCUGGUUCCUAAACGUCAAAUUCAGUAUUUUGAGGUUAUGCAUUGGUAAACAAUAAUAAAAAUGUACAGAAGAUUAAGAUAUUCGCAGUUAUCUGCAUUUUAUGCUAAUUAUGCAACAAAAGUAGAAAUUGAUGCAAAUAUCAGAGAUGGUUUUGAAUCACAAAGAUACAAGCCGCGGAACCAUCCUGGGAGAACUAAAGUCAAAGUCGCCACCAUACCAAUGGCUAUUCAAAAAGCAAUUAAAAUUGUUUUAGAUGAUAAUGACGCUAAAAUGUAUCUAGAAGAAAGUGAAAAAUUAGCUAAUUAUUUAAACUCCCGCCAUCUUCCACCUGAAGAUGGAGAAAUAGAUGAAAAAACUGCGAAAAUCUACAGUAGUGUCUCUCAAAAUUAUUAUUCCAAACUGAACAAAGAGUUGACUGAAGAGGAGAAAUACAAAUCCGACAAAUAUAUUCAAAGUAAAGUGUUCAAUAUAUUGAAGAAAAACGUGUAUGCCUGGGGAAAUAUAUCGUACGACAAGCCUACAUGCUUACAGUAUUUGAUAGCUAGAGCAGCGCCUGAGUAUGCUGUUCUAUUGAGAGUUCUAGAUGAAAUAAAACGGAAACUGCCCGACUAUAAGCCUAGAAGCUUCUUCGACUUUGGUUCUGGGGUAGGGACAGGCACCUGGGCUGUGAAUACCGUAUGGACUGGCGAUAUCUUCGAAUAUUUUACUGUGGAUACUUCGCAACAUAUGAACGACCUGGCGAGAUUAUUACUUUGCCACGGAAAAGAUAAUGUAGAAAUGCCGUACAAGGCUUACUUCCAACGACAGUUUCUUCCAGCAUCAUCAGAUAUUAAGUACAAUGUAGUAUUAUCAGCUUUUUCUUUCUUCGAGCUGCCAAGCAUGAAAAGUCGAUUGGAGACUAUACAGAAGUUGUGGAAUAAAACUGAAGACUUUCUCAUUAUAAUUGAACAAGGAACAAACGCUGGUUUCCGAGUAGUCAAUGAGGCUAGAGAAUUUGUUUUGAGCGUAACAGACGAGCAAAAUAAGGGCUAUGUUUUUGCUCCAUGCCCCAAUGAUCAAAUUUGUCCACGGUUCCUAGAACAGAAGACUCCAUGCAAUUUUCUGAUGAAGUAUGAGACAUUGGGUUAUCCAUCCAAAGUUGAAUUGUUUGGAGAGUUAUUUAGUUACGUAAUAUUAAGGAAAGGUGAACGGCCUGCUAAUGAUCCGCAAUGGCCUAGAGUCGUCAGAGCUCCUCUAGUAAGAUCUGGACACACAAUAUGUAGAUUGUGCACAAAGGAAGGUGAAUUGAAGGAAAUAAUAUUUUCGAAGAGUAAAUUUGACCAGACUACUUAUAGAUGUGCUAGAUCUAGCAAUUGGGGAGAUGAGUUGCCUGUUAAAUAAAUUAUGUAUCAACUGU
Messenger RNA from Zerene cesonia (dogface butterfly), 1398 nucleotides. Its product is annotated as methyltransferase-like protein 17, mitochondrial. The record is from RefSeq and is a predicted model, not a curated record. Gene Ontology annotation, biological process: translation. NCBI's taxonomy places the organism in Eukaryota, Metazoa, Arthropoda, Insecta, Lepidoptera, Pieridae. Gene Ontology annotation, cellular component: mitochondrial small ribosomal subunit. The transcript has a single exon. The coding region runs from base 63 to 1382 and encodes 439 amino acids. Gene Ontology annotation, molecular function: structural constituent of ribosome; methyltransferase activity.